AUGCGGUCGGCAUCCGCAUUCCUUCUUUCGGUUAUCGCUCUGGUCUCUUGCGCUAUCUCAGCAGCAGCUUGGAGCGAUGUUUAUGACGUGAACCUCGUUCCCCGAUCCCCCUAUCCGCUCCUCGACGACCGGCCCCCGAGUGUCCGCCUUGCUUCAACUGCCAGCUUGACUCAUAUAACUGUACCCACUUUGCGCCGUGCAACAAAUACAAUGGCAAAUGCUCCUGUCCGCCUGGGUUUGGAGGUGAUGAUUGCUCGGUUCCUGUAUGGUUGGUCCGGUAUCAACUGCAAUGUCUGCCAAUCAGACAAUGCCUGCAAUGCCAUGAUGCCCGAAGGUGAAGGCGGCAGGUGCUAUAAGCAGGGUGUUACGGUCAAGGAAAACUUUCAGAUGUGUGAUGUCACGAAUCGAAAGAUCCUGGACCAGCUUGAUGGCCGGAAGCCACAGGUGACGUUCUCCUGUAAGGAAGAGGACAAGACCUGCAACUUCCAAUUCUGGGUUGGCCAAAAAGAAUCAUUCUACUGCGGUCUAGAUACUUGCGAGUGGGACAUGGAGAACGACUAUGAUACGAACUCCACCAACUACAAGUGCGAGAACGCCCACUGCAGCUGCAUCAAGAACCGGUUCUUGUGUGGCGAGAACGGAUCUAUUGAUCUCAGUGUCUUCCUUGACCAAGUGAUCAAAGGACCUGCCACUUUUACCACCAAAUCGACUGCUGCGGGCAGCAAGAGUGUCUUCUCGGAACCCGAAAUGAACAACCUGAUCAGUGGGGUCUUUGGUGACCCCAGCAUCUUCUUGUCCUGUGACGCUGGAGAGUGUCUAUACAAGACCGACGAACCGGGCUAUGAGCGCCCUGUUAAGAAGAUCAAUACCCCUCUUAUCGCGGGCGUGAUCGCCGGUUGCUCACUCUUCGUGGUAGCCGUGAUCUUGCUUGUCUGGUACCUAUCCCGUCGGGCUGCCCGCCGGGGCUACCUCCGUCUGUCUCUGUCGGAUGAUUCUGAUGACGAAUCGGCGAAGCUUCUGGCUGAGCAUCGACCGGCAGCACUCUCCUGGGAUAAUGUGUCUUAUUACCUGAACGGCAAAGAGAUUCUCUCUGGUAUACAUGGUACGUCGGGACCGGGACAAAUCACUGCCAUUAUGGGUGCAUCUGGUGCGGGCAAGACUACGUUCCUGGAUCUCCUGGCACGAAAGAACAAGCGCGGUGCCGUCCAUGGCAACUUCUAUGUAAAUGGCGAGAAGGUUGAUGACAACGAUUUUAAGAGCAUUGUUGGCUUCGUCGACCAAGAAGAUACGAUGCUGCCAACCUUGACUGUUCAUGAGACUAUCUUGACCAGUGCUCUCCUGAGACUACCCCGGGACAUGACCCGAGCGGCCAAGGAACAGAAGGUUCUAGAUGUUGAAAAGCAGCUUGGAAUAUACCAUAUCAGAGAUCAAUUGAUUGGCUCAGAAGAAGGUAAGGGCCGUGGUAUCUCUGGCGGUGAGAAGCGCCGUGUUGGCAUUGCUUGCGAGCUGGUCACCAGUCCCAGCAUUCUUUUCCUAGAUGAGCCCACUAGCGGAUUGGAUGCUUACAACGCGUUCAAUGUGGUCGAAUGCUUGGUAACUCUAGCUAAGACAUACAACCGGACUGUCAUCUUCACCAUACAUCAGCCGCGCUCAAACAUUGUUGCUCUCUUUGACCGACUUAUCCUUCUUGCGGGUGGUCGCACCGUCUACUCCGGUCCUUUCUCCUCAUGCCAGCAGUACUUUGAUCAUAUUGGAUAUUCAUGCCCACCUGGGUUCAACAUUGCGGAUUACCUCGUCGACCUCACAAUGCACGCCAGUGCAGCAAACACUUACACGGACGAAGUUGAAUCCGCGGUAGACGGACAUAGUGGCCCGACUAAAACUGCAUCAAGCAGCCUCAGAGCUGUCAAGUCCGUCGCCAGUGCGUCGAAUGUAAGCAUUGAGGACAAUCUGAGCACGACAGAGGCGACAAGAAGGCCGAAGACCAGCCGGCGGGUGUCUGUCAAGCAGCAACAAGAUCGUCAGCUUUACUCCCGACGGAAGGAUCAAGAGCAACGCCCAUUUACACCGAAGACCGACGAGGAAGAUGCUACUCUUGAUGUGGCCGAGGACACCCAGCAAUGGCUACGUCUGCACCGUCAACAAGGCAGUGUUCCUCCCCAGGUCCUCGAUGAUCCUGAUCAGCUGCCACCCCCAGCACCUGGCCAAACUGAUCUCGAUAUCUUGGUUGCCAGCUACGCGAAUUCCGACGUCUGCCGCUCAGUUCAAGACGAGAUUUCUUCGGCUAUUCAUGCUGCACAGACUGCGAAUGGCUCGACUAACUCGCAUCUGUCUAGUCCCGGGGUGGGACAACUGAGCUAUGCUCGUGUCGGUCUGGCUCGGCAGUUCCUCAUUCUGUCACAACGCACUUGGCGCAAUCUCUACCGCAACCCGAUGUUGAUGCUCACUCACUACGCCAUUGCCAUCCUUCUUGCGGUUCUUUCUGGGUAUCUCUUCUAUGGCUUGACGGAUGACAUCAAGGGUUUCCAGAAUCGUCUCGGUCUUUUCUUCUUCAUCCUGGCCUUGUUUGGUUUCAGCACUCUCACCAGUUUAACUGUGUUCUCGACUGAGCGACUCUUGUUUGUCCGCGAGCGAGCCAACGGCUACUACCACCCAGUCACAUAUUUCGCCGCCAAGGUUGUGUUUGAUAUCGUACCUCUACGACUCAUCCCACCCAUUAUUAUGGGCAUUAUUGUCUACCCCAUGACCGGAUUAAUCCCUGCAUGGCCCGAGUUCCUCCGCUUUGUGCUAGUCCUGGUUCUGUUUAACCUCGCAGCUGCUUGCAUUUGCUUGUUUAUCGGCAUCAUUUUCCGGGACGGUGGUGUGGCCAACCUGAUCGGCAGUCUUGUCAUGCUUUUCAGCCUGCUCUUUGCCGGUCUGUUGCUGAACCACGAUGCGAUUCCCGCCUCCGCUUUGUGGUUGCAAAGCCUGUCCAUCUUCCACUACGGCUUUGAAGCCCUCAUCGUCAACGAGGUCACCUUCCUCACCUUGAUCGACCACAAGUAUGGCUUAGAUAUCGAAGUUCCCGGAGCCUCGAUCCUGAGCGCAUUCGGUUUCAACACCCUUGCUUAUUGGUAUGACGUGGCUGGCCUCGCUGUGAUUUCCGGGGCCUUUGUCAUCAUUGCAUACGGAGCGAUGCAUUUCCUGCUUGUUGAGAAGCGAUAA
Molecule: messenger RNA, 3204 nt
Organism: Penicillium canariense
Lineage: Eukaryota; Fungi; Ascomycota; Eurotiomycetes; Eurotiales; Aspergillaceae
Product: putative ATP-dependent permease ADP1
Exons: 4
Coding region: 1-3204 (1067 amino acids)
Cellular component (GO): membrane
Molecular function (GO): ABC-type transporter activity; ATP binding; ATP hydrolysis activity
Source: RefSeq, a predicted model, not a curated record